AGGAUAUGACCGGACUCUGUCAGGUUAUCAUCUGUGUAAUAUGACUGAGUCUGUGUCAGAGGUGGUCUCCUCUGUGGUCUCCUAUCCAACCUCGUACACCCAGAGGAAACCGUGUGGUGGCUGGCUGCCAUGGACAAUGUGUGAUGUCACCGUUUAUAAGACUGAAUACCGAACACAGGUGUAUGACAAGCCCAAACAGGUCAUGAAAUGUUGCCAUGGCUAUGAACAAGUUGGGAGUUACUGUGCCUUGUCCUUGAACAGAAGUGCAGAAUUCACAUCCAAGCCAGGACUGUGUCCCCCAACAAGAGCGACAGGGUCUCUGUGUAAUAAUUCAAACUCCUCUUGCUCUGUGUGCAACUGGGACAUUGAUUGUCCUCAGUGGCAAAAAUGCUGCCUGAUCGAAAACACCUCCCCCAUCUCUCAGUGCUCAGACCCAGUACCAUCAGUCAACAGAACCUGGUGCUUCAAUGUGACAAUAACAGUUAAGACAACCUAUCAGCUAGUUACCAUGAACAAAGGACUCUUCAACCACACCAGACUGCUGCACUCUGUGGUAACUGGUGCUCUGGGAAUUGAUCAAAUUUCUGUGCAUCAUGUCUGGUCAAAAUCAGCAGGGCCCUUCACAACUUCUUCCUCACUGCUGGUUUGUUCUUCUAAAGUUAUCUUACUAGAAGACAUCUCUACAAAACUGUAUCUACUGGGAAUCAUUGAGGAGGUGACUAAUUUGGUGGUGCAAGAUGUGGAUGAAUGUGCAGUCCCGCAGUUGAACAGUUGUUCUCGACAUGCAAAAUGCACGAAUACAGAAGAGUCUUAUACAUGCACCUGCCGUCCUGGGUGUCUUGACCUCAAUCCUUCACAGCCAGGAACAGUUUGCAUGGCCCCCAGUGUCACUACACAACCUCCACCACCAACCACCACCACCACCACCCCAUCCUGGACUACGCACUCUCUACCACCACCAACCACCACCACCCCAUCCGGGACUACUCACUCUCCACCAGAUAAUAAAACUGAUGGAGGACAAACGAGUACCUUCUCAACAUCCACUGUUGAAACCUCUUCCUUCAGCCAAACAUCUUCUACAUGUGACUACACACCUGAGAUCAUCAGUAUCCUCUCUUAUAAUGUCACUGCAUCAUCCUUCCAUGUGGCAUGGACAACCAACAUCCAGAUUGGGGUCACCUUUCACCUGGUUCUGCUAAACGGGAGCAAUAAGAUACAAAACUGGAACGUGAAAAGCUAUAAUUGGACAUUCACAGACCUGAGUCCUGUGGUUCUUCAUACUGUACGUGUCACUCCAGUUGCCUGUGGUAAACAGGGAAACCCCAUAGAGAUCAAAGUGAGAACAGAUGGACAGUCUCUUGGAGCUACAGCCCGCUUGAAAGGCAGAAAUUAUACAGAGGCCAUGAAAGACCCAGCCAGUAAUGAAUAUAAGGAGUUCUGUGACAGUGUCAUAAAUGAGAUUCUUUUGUCCUUGUCUCCAGAGAUACAUGCACUAGUCAUCUCUGGACAGGUCAUCAUCCAGAUAACAUCCCUUUCAUCCGGCAGUGUAAUCGUGAACUUUUCCAUCAUAUUUCAACCCGGCAGCAACUUGAACAUGUCAAGCGUGUGCAGUGCUCUGAUGGGGUCUCUUCAGAACAGCUCCAUAUAUGUAGUAGACAGUAUACACAUAGCAGAUCCAGAUGAGUGUUUUCUGGAUGAGGCGGACUGCUCUCCAUGGGCUUACUGUAAUAACACUUUUGGCUCAUACAUCUGUGGCUGUUGGUCUGGAUACACAGACUUGAACCCCAGUAGACCAGGGCGCAGCUGUGCAGCUUCACCUACAAUAGUGACCGUUCAUCCCACCACAAACUACCCUGAAGAACCUUCAGAUUCCACGGGCACUACAACAUCUUCCACCACCAUGUUUGGGAACCCAACUAUGAGCAGUACAGCGAGCUCAACUCAUGUUCAGCACAACACAACAACGUCUUCAACUUCCACAGCUACUAACAGACCAACAACAGUGACGACCAACAUUCCUACAACAACACUUGCACCUACGACACAGAACUCUGUCAGAACUACAACUUCCGCUUAUCGGACAUCAAACAAUCCACCACAUUUGAUCUCCUAUGUAGCUGUUGAGUGCAUCCCGGGGUAUGUAACAGUCGUUAUAAAGCGAGACGUCUUGCACAACCAUUACAUCCAAGAGAGUUCCCUGUACCUCGGUAAACCAGAAUGUGGUCUCAGCGGGGGAAAUGCAUCCCAUGUGUGGCUCAGUACAUCUUGGGCAAAGUGUGGUACUAAACUAGCGCACAACGGCACCCAUAAUUUAGCUAACGUGACUCUAUAUAACAGCGUGAGCAAUGUUUCUUCUGUGCGUCUGGAAGUUCCUGUCAUUUGCUCUUACCCCAGAGGCAUCCUCAUCUCCACGGGAUACGCCCCCUCAGGGUAUUUUGAUAUGAUCAAUGACCCAGUGGCAGGAUCGGGUAGUUUCCAGGUUACUGUGCGGCUGCUGAAUGGGACGAUUCCUUUACCUGACAAUUUCACCCUCUCCCCUGAUGAUGAAAUCAUUGUAGAGGUUGGGGUCAACACUACUAUCUCCCAAAUCAAAGUUGUCAUCGACAAGUGCUGGGCCACUUCCAGCAGCGACUCAUCAGAGUCUCCCUACUACCUGUUUCAGGAUAGUGGGUGUCUGGUGACAAACCCAUACACAACUGUCCUUCAGAACGGAAACGACACUGUAGCUUUGCUAUCAGUGCGGAUAUUCAAAGUUGUAAAUCUUUAUGUCAUCUACCUGCACUGCCAGAUCCAGAUCUGUGUUGAAAUUCAGGACGGCGCCUGCAGACCUGUUUGUAUGAAGACAUACAGGUCGUCUAACGUAGCUGGAGUGACAAAGGCUUCCGUUGGACCCAUAAAGAGAAUACGUCCAAUCCAAACAGAUACAUCAAAUAUUCUGCAGUCUGUUGGAUUUAUUCUGCUUGGUGUUGGUGUGUUUCUGUUUUCCCUGGCUGCCAUUGCAGGAUUGAUGUAUCAUAAAAGGAAAAUCGGCAACUACAACUUCCGUUGCAAACCACAGCAGCAGAACUUCACCUAUCAUGUUUUUGACACAUAACUGCACUCAAAUAGUUAACUGUAGUUGUAAACUGAUCAUUUUAUUAUUGGAUAUUACUAAUAGGCACAGUAUAUAGAAAAUUUAAUUAAUGGUUUAGAUUAAUGGAAUUAAUGGAUUUGACUAUAUUUUUGUAGAAAAACAAUCUACUAUGAAAGUUAUUCUUCAUUUUUUUGUUUUGUUUUUUUGUCAGCACU
Messenger RNA from Sinocyclocheilus grahami, 3291 nucleotides. Its product is annotated as uromodulin-like 1. Lineage: Eukaryota; Metazoa; Chordata; Actinopteri; Cypriniformes; Cyprinidae. Gene Ontology annotation, cellular component: extracellular region. The transcript has 17 exons. The coding region runs from base 41 to 3097 and encodes 1018 amino acids. Gene Ontology annotation, molecular function: calcium ion binding; peptidase inhibitor activity; protein binding. The record is from RefSeq and is a predicted model, not a curated record.